Molecule: messenger RNA, 5160 nt
Organism: Diatraea saccharalis (sugarcane borer)
Lineage: Eukaryota; Metazoa; Arthropoda; Insecta; Lepidoptera; Crambidae
Source: the annotation of a GenBank genome assembly
CUUUCUCCUAAUUUCUGCUUUCGAAGUUUUGUAAGACGUGUUAGUAAAGUAUCGUGAGUAUAAUAGUAAUUAUAUACUGUGAAAUACCAAAUAUGGAGAGACUGUAAUAAAAAUUUACAUACUGCGUUGAUAAAUAAUAAAAAUAACAUUUACUUCACACUACUGUACAGACUAUCACCUGAGAAGAACUAUUAUCAUAAAAGUCGUAUGCAAGUGAAAUUCGAUGCUAAAUACGAUUGAAAAUAGCCAAUAAUCUUACUUUCUGCGUAUCGAAUCCAAAAUCUGAAUAGCUCUGGCCGUUAUUAAAAUUUGCAUGUUAUUAACCCUGCAAAAGUACAGCAAGUUUAAUUGUUUCCGAAUGUGCACGAGUCACGUUCACAACAGGUUCUCAACCAGCGAAUCUAGUUUUCGCGUUUGCCGAUACGGUUUCCGUUCGGGGGCUGCACGAGAAGGCACAGCUGAGGCGCGGCGACAACGACGAUGGUGUAUGGUUCUGUUUUUUUUUUUGUUGGAAUAGAUAUCGAGUUAUCGUAUCGAGACUUGGAGAGAUCGCAGCCGCAGCGCGCGCGCCAGGCCCCGGCGCGCCAGUCAACCGCCGCUCCCCGCCGCGCGCGCGCGUUCUUACUUCGGACCGGUGAAAGGCACAGUGCACCUGCCCCGACCCGGCAGCCGUCACCGCACCGAAUCUAACACCGUUAUCGCCCCAAAUGACAGCCUAAUGGACGAACGAAAAGGUAGUCCAUGCAUGCUUGUGCUAACGUAGUGAAAAGUCUGUGGAGUGCAGUGUUGUGUUUAUGACGAAAUGGAGGAGGUUCGCAUAUCGGAUUGGCCCGAUCCACCGGGCUCACAUGCAUGGCUGCCCGCUUACGGCUUCCAGCAUGAGAUUUUGGAUAAAGAUGACUAUUUUUGCACCAAUGGUGAUACUGGCAGCACACACGCCCUUUACCUCGAAACGAUAGUCGAAGAGACUAGCGAUGAUCUGCGAUCCGAACGCUCUUCUGCUGCUACGUGGCUCUCUGACUCUGAUGCAGACUCCGUUAUACACGUACGCGGAGUUGCCGGUUCGGAAGACAGUGAGUCAGAACGAGAAUGGGCAUGCCCUGCGAAAAGAAGACGACGAGAAAGGACCACAUCACCCACCAGCUCCGGGUCCCUCUCGCGUUCCUCUAGUCUCGCGCAGUUCGAAUCCCUCGAGCGAUCUUGCGCAGCACCCACGUCGCCAAGUCUAUCGCCUGACUCCCUCGAGUCACCUCCUGCGUCUCCACCGCCAGCGAGGGCACCUGCACCACGCACCCAUCUCUCUGCCGAAAACCUAAGCGAAGACAGCGGUUACAGUGAACGUUCACGGCGGCCGCCCCCGCCGCAACGCCGCCCGCCCGAAAUAGCGCACCCGCCGCCCGCCGCCGGCAGUGUGCCAUGCCUCGCGACCGCCGUCAGUGUGGAGCGCCGCCCGCCUCGCGCCACGCGCGCUCUCUCCUUGCCCGCCGAGCUUGACGUAUGUGCCGAGCCGCGCCGUCACGUUUCUCAUCGCGCGCACUUCCGACAAACCUUCGAAGUCAGCGACAGCCUCACCGUCAGUGUGGCUGACCUGACCGCUCUCGACUACCGCGGGGGACCGCGGCGCCCGCGCUUGCCGCCACCUCCGCCCCCGCCGCGCGCUCCCCGUCAUCCGCCCCCGCCACCUCCCGAUGUCGUCACACGCCAACCCUCCGCUUCGCCGGCCCGCGAGCCGAGCGCCGGCAGCGACUCGACCACCGAGUCGGAGCAGGCGUUCGCCAACGAAAUGGAAACCACCGCCCGCCAGCUCGACGAGUCAGCGCGGCGCGCCCUCGCCGAGAGCGGCAAUUUUGACCGCGAACUAUCAGUAUUAACAGCGAGACGUCUGCGAGACUCCUGGGGAAUAUGGGACGACGUCUUAGACGAAUUACGACGGCGAAUGGAUCCUCAAUCGGCGACCCCGUCUCCACCCCGAACGCCGUCACCCGAUCCGUUAAGGGAACCCACUUUCACCUCGACGCCGCUGAGAGCGGGCGAUGCACGAGUGAGAUCGACCCCCGAAUUGCGCGCGAAAGCUACGCCACACCGUGAAACACCGGAAGAGCUACGCGCGUCGCUCCAACUCGUAGCGCCGCCACCCCCCGGCGCUACGCCACCCGUCCGUUCGGUAUCCGCCGGCUCGAAGGGUGUUACGUUCUCGCCGGUGGUAGCGGAGGUCAGCUGGAGAGAGACGAGUACGAGUACCACCGAGAGCGAAACGACCGCGAGCGACGACGCGGCCGACGCAGAGGUGGAGGUGGUGGAGGGGGGACGCGAGGAGGCGCACGCGCCGGCCGCAGAUCGCAUCGCCGUCAUGACGGAUGCGGGCGCGCGCGCGCCGCGCAGCCGCAUAGCGGGUUUCCUGUCGCGGUUCGCGAACUUCCGAUUUUCGGGUCGCAAAGAGAAAAAGUCACGGAGCGCAGGCGCGAACGCCCGCCCGUCGUCGAACGGUUCGGCAGCGGCAGACGCGGGGCAGGUACCGCGCGGGCCGGCCGGCGGGCCGCAGUAUGUGCGAAUCCCACUGAAAGAGGAGGGUGUGUCGCGUGCGGCGGCUCCCCCGGCGGCGGGCGGCGUGGCGCACAAGCCGCCGCGGCCGCGCCCGCCGCCCGCUCCGGCGCCAGGCGUGCUGGAGACGGAUGUGGACACCCAGCGCACGGUGCUCCAUGCACGGUCGCUGCUCGCGCUCGCGCCGCCCGACCAGCGCACGCCGAGACCUCACAAGUCCAUGGAAUUCCUCCUCGACAAGGACAGCGCCCAAACCGUACAGCCUCCAGAGAACGAGUUACAGAAGAAUUCUGAUCGUGUGCUCUCGGAGCACGAACUGCGAGUUCAGAGAUCAUUACAGAAGCUCAAUGUGCCCGAAUGGUACAAAAACGCACCAGCGCCCCGAGAGGGAUUUCUCCUACGAAAGCGGCUGUCGGAUGCGUCUGCGUCAGCCACACGAUGGAGUGGCCUCAACUCGAAGACCACGUCACUCGGCAGUCUUGGGAACAAUGCGCAGCCGCCACCUCCCCAACUUUCUCCACAUACCACCAGCUUCGGCAGAUGGUCUACUAGCAGACUUAAUUCAAAUCAAACGUCACCCUGUUCUUCAACUCGCAGCAGCAUCCGCGGCACGAGUCCUCUUUGCUCGCCUUCAGCGCGGUCCUCAUUCAGCGCACGGCAACCCUACCUCGGCUGGAGAAGCCAGGAACGACUGAACAGUACCCCUAGAACACCACACGAAAGGCUUGCUUCUUCUCUAUUGCAACAAUCAGCAUCCUCGAAGGCUUCCGAAGAGAUCCAGUCGUCUAUCAAGGAAGUGACGUCAGCGAUUGUCCACUACGUGUCGGCGUUGGAGCCGGCGAACGGUGACAUCGACCGGCAACCUUCGCCGCGCUCCAGCCAAAAGUUGUAUUGGCUUGAAAGCUCCUUUGUCGGUACUAAGCCCUUGGAAUCCCCGCAGACGCCCCUGGUGGUGUCAGAAGCGUUACCGCCGCCGCAUCCGCGACCGCCAUCUUCUCUACGACUCGACAAUCGCGCCGCGCCCGGUGAGCGAGCGUGACCACGUCACCAUACUACAUUGCAGCUUCAGACCUAUGACCACGCGACACAUUCCCCACCCACGCAUCAACGCAACGCGAACGCAAUGUUUCGCACACACGAUGCAGAGCGGUGCACAAAAAUCGGUCGAUUGCAUUUAUUGUUACGUCAUAAGUCUGAAACUGCAGUGUCUAUGUUAUAAUUAUGUUACGUUUAAAUACUCUGUGCGUUAUUUUUUGUUCUGUUCAGUGUAUUUUUUUUUUGUGAAAUGACUUUCAUCAUUGGAGGGGUCAUUUUGUGAAAUUUAUGUGUAAUAGAGCUUUAUAGACUGUGUUUAAGACUCAGGACCAUUAUAUUUUUUAUUGAUUAUUAGUAUGGUUAUUAUUUUUGUAACAUUCACGCACUAUUUUUGGUAUUAUGCAUUUUUGUUCAUUUUGUAUAAGUGUUUCACUUUUGCGCUAUGCAAAUAAAUAGCACAUGCUUAUAAUGGAUUAUUUAUUACGUUAUAACUUAUAUAUGUGCACCUUUUUGUGGAAAAUAUAUUAUUUAAUGUUGGUGUUACCAGUACAAAGUAUAAUGUUGAAUCAAUGUUCGUACAGCCAAGAUAUUACUUGACAUAAAUAUUCAAUGCAAUUUUAUAUUCCAAUUAUUCUUUUGUAAUAUUUAUCGCUGAUUCUAAACAUUUCAUAAUUUAAAUAGUCAAUAGUUAAGAUUAUAGUUAAUAUUGCCAUAAUUAUGAAUUCUAUGACACAAAAACCCAGUUGAUUCUUAGUAGUUUCAUUCAAUGUACAGAGUAAAUUAUUCGUUUUGUGUGUUUUAUUUUAAAUUAAGUUAUUAGUAUUAAAGAACUAGUAAAUACAGCGAUGUAAAUAAAUCAUUAUACUGUUUUAGGUGCUAAUAUUAUGAUAUUUACGUAAUUUUAUUGGUUUAAACUGUUUUUAUGUCUACGAAAUUACAAUAUCUGUUACGUAACCACACUGAAGCUUUAAUAGGGAUCACAAACAAUAUGUAGAUAUGCCAGUAAAAUGCCUAUUUAAUAUAUAUAUUAAUAUCAAAUUAAAUGGCAACAGUUAUCAGAACCAUAAGUGUAUGUGAUGGUGAGUAGUGACGUCAUACUGAUGUCUCAUAAGAGUUUAAGUUCCUUCAACUUAAAUCACCUCGUAAUUUAUGUUGGGGCUUUUGUUAGUCCCUAAGUAAAUUAUACAGGUUCUGAUUAGGUUAGAAAACGUACAUUUGCGUUCUUGAUUCGCACCGCCCGAAGCGCCGUUACCGCGUGACGAUUGUUUAAUCGAUGAUUAAACGUUUAAGAAUUAGUGCAUUGUAUAAUUUUAUAUAUAUAGUUUCAUUACAUUAAUACCAUCAGUGAAAUAGUAGCUCUCUAUGUCUACAUAUAUAUUCCAAAUACAUAUAGUACGUAUAUAACAAUGUUUCAUAUAGCUUAUUAAUUGUGUAUGUUAGAAUCUCGGUCACAUAUCCGUGUUAUUUAGUUUAGACUACAUGAAGUGUUAAGUCUUUCAUAAUAUUAUGAUUUCGAUCAUUGUAAUUUUAGUUAAUGUUUUAAUUAUAAUGAUUAUUGAAUAUAUUAAUUUUUAUUUUAGACAU